Messenger RNA from Notodromas monacha, 819 nucleotides. Lineage: Eukaryota; Metazoa; Arthropoda; Ostracoda; Podocopida; Cyprididae. The record is from the annotation of a GenBank genome assembly.
AUGCUGACGCGUGGAUCGACGGCGUCGACGGAGCAUCGACGACUGGGAAACCACUCGAUCCUCCAUGGAAAUGUUUUGAUUGCGGCGUUGCGGGAAAUUCUAAGGGGAAGUGCAGCUGUGCCUUCACCGUGUUUCAAUUUUCAAAAGUGGGUUGCAUGCGGGGAAACCAGGGUUAAAGCAGAUAUAACGGCGAGCCAAAGGCGACUGUUAUUGAGUUCAGUCAGACCCGAAACCCAGGGACUCGUUCCCAGAACAAGAGGGCCCACGUCGGGUCCGGCUGCCUUCAGUCGGGUUUUCGUCCCUGUCCCUGACAGGCAGGAAAGAUUCAGAGUCGCAGUUGCGAACCGGUUUCUGAUACUGGUGCCGGUCAAUGUUCAGUACUUUGGAGUAGUGAAGGCAUCACGCGGGAAAAAGACGCUUGAGCCGCACGCAAGCGCCAGAGCCAACUGCGGAGUUCAGGAAGACCCGAAACCCGCGGAAGAAUCGCUUGAACAUAAGGGCGCACGCCGGGUCCGGCUGCCGUCAGUCGGCGUUUCGUCCCUGUCCCUGACGGUCGGGAGGAAAGACAUGACUGAGGAGAGACGAGUAGAAGGAGAAAAGUUGACGUUGUGCGGUUCAGGCGAGUCCUGUUUUCCUUUUACUCCUUCCGGGACUUUUCCAGUUACAAUAGACCAAGAAAACGAAUCAUCAUCUUCGAAGAUCUGUUGCACGCCCGCGGGUUGCAGCAUCAAGACGCCCAUUCGGCUCGACAACUUGGCUGAUUGUGUUCGGUUGUAUGCUAUAAUGAACAGAAGAGCAGUUCAUGGGAUGAUUGGAUGA